UCCUUAGUCAGCAACUGUCAAUCAAGUGACGUCGGCGUUUCUGCAGGUGCAAGACGAAGUGCUGCAUCAGUGCAAUAGAAGCUGCAUCAAAAAUCGCUUUAAACGAUGGCUUCAGCUACAGACGCCCGUUAUGGACAGAAGGAGUCUGCCGACCAGAACUUCGACUACAUGUUCAAGAUCUUAAUUAUUGGCAACAGCAGCGUGGGCAAAACCAGCUUCCUGUUUCGUUAUGCUGACGACUCGUUCACACCGGCUUUUGUCAGUACUGUCGGCAUCGAUUUCAAAGUGAAGACCAUCUACAGGAACGACAAGAGGAUCAAGCUACAGAUUUGGGACACAGCAGGACAGGAGAGGUACAGGACCAUCACCACCGCCUACUACCGCGGAGCCAUGGGCUUCAUCCUGAUGUAUGACAUCACCAAUGAAGAGUCCUUCAACGCCGUGCAGGACUGGUCCACGCAGAUUAAGACGUACUCGUGGGACAACGCACAGGUACUGCUGGUGGGAAACAAGUGUGACAUGGAAGACGAGAGGGUGGUGUCGGGAGACCGAGGCAGGCAGCUGUCCGAACACUUGGGCUUCGAGUUCUUUGAGGCCAGUGCCAAAGACAACAUCAACGUAAAGCAGACCUUCGAGCGCCUGGUAGAUAUCAUCUGCGAGAAGAUGUCUGAGAGCUUGGAUGCAGCCGAUCCAGCCAUCACAGGGGCCAAACAGGGGCCGCAGCUUACCGAGCAGCCUGCUGCCUCCCACCAAGACUGCGCUUGCUAGACAUCCCUCUCGC
Paramormyrops kingsleyae is the source of this 781-nucleotide messenger RNA. RefSeq names its product RAB3A, member RAS oncogene family, b (gene rab3ab). Gene Ontology annotation, molecular function: GTPase activity; GTP binding. NCBI's taxonomy places the organism in Eukaryota, Metazoa, Chordata, Actinopteri, Osteoglossiformes, Mormyridae. The record is from RefSeq and is a predicted model, not a curated record.